UGAAUAUGAGGAAGAGGAAAGUGGGCUGAAGCGUUACUGGAGCGCGAGGAGGCUCGCGUACCGCGUCUCGUCGAUUCUUCGUUUGCUUUUUUUUCGUCGGCUCGGCUUUUCUUUUUUAUUGUUGUGUUCGUGAGAUACCAGAACACGAGCCGUCGUUUCUCCAAAAAAACGGGGACAAAAUCCGAUAUAUUCUAAAAGCAAAAAACUAAACAAAAACUAAACGAACCAAAAAAAAAAAAAUCUGUUCACCGCCUCACCGUCCCCGCGCGCUAGCGUCGUGUCCGUUCACCGAAGAGGCUCGCGCUCGCACUACCGUGGGGCCAAAGGUCGUUACACGGUAGAUCUUAAGUAGUAGGCUCGUGUGUGGCUGUCGAGCGCGGUUUAUUACCCCCGGGGGGGUCACUCUGGAGUCCGGAUUCUGCUGCUCUGAUUUGUCUUUGACUAACGAGCUGGUCUGAGCGCGCGCUGGGCGUCGCUUAAAAAAAAAAAAAAAAAAAGCAAGUGGGAUUUUGCUAAUUACCAGUAAAACUGCCCCCGGCUGCAGUGGUCUAGCAGCAGCAGGCGGCUCGGUGACGGGAAGGCUUGCAGGUUUGUUGAGGAGCUAAAGCAGCAGUGAUGGCCGGAGUGAACAGCGUCGAGGCGGUGAAGCGCAAGAUUAAAGUCCUGCAGCAGCAGGCAGACGAGGCGGAGGAGCGCGCGGAGGUCCUGCAGAGGCAGGUGGAAGAGGAGAAGCGCGCGAGGGAGCAGGCGGAGGCGGAGGUGGCCUCUCUGAACAGGCGUAUCCAGCUCAUCGAGGAGGAGCUGGACCGGGCCCAGGAGAGACUGGCCACAGCACUGCAGAAGCUGGAGGAGGCAGAGAAGGCCGCAGACGAGAGCGAGAGAGGUAUGAAGGUGAUCGAGAACAGGGCCCUGAAGGAUGAGGAGAAGAUGGAGCUACAGGAGGUCCAGCUGAAGGAGGCCAAGCACAUCGCUGAGGAGGCUGACCGCAAGUACGAGGAGGUGGCUCGUAAGCUCGUCAUCAUCGAGGGAGAUCUGGAGCGCGCAGAGGAGAGAGCCGAACUUGCUGAAGCCAAAUGUGCGGAAUUGGAAGAGGAGCUGAGGAAUGUGACCAAUUCCUUAAAGUCCCUGGAGGCCCAGGCUGAGAAGUACUCCCAGAAGGAGGACAAGUACGAGGAGGAGAUCAAGAUCCUGACGGACAAGCUGAAGGAGGCAGAGACCCGUGCUGAGUUUGCCGAGAGGACCGUGACCAAGCUGGAGAAGAGCAUCGAUCAUUUGGAAGAGAGGCUCGCCGCGGCCAAAGAAGAAAACGUGAAGAUCACGGCCACGCUGGACGCCACUCUGCAGGAUCUCAACAACUUCUGAAGGCCUCACACGACCGCCAACCCCCCCUCCCCCCCCCAAAAAAAAACGGGGAAGAAAAUUACCCAUCUGUACACCCCCUCUUCUUUUUUUGCUGGGUGGCUGAUCUUGGCUCAUCAUGGGCAGGUUGUAUUUUUGUAGUGUUGGCACUUGGCUCAGUUCCUUAACCAGCUACUGCUCUGAUUUUGAAGGGUGUGUCACCCCUCCCCCCCACACUUUGUCUUCCCUCUAGCUUUUUGUGUAGGCUUCGCCCCCUUUUCAUUAAAUAGGGUUGCAUCUGUUGAAGCAACAGUCGGUCAUGUCUUGAGCUUUCAUGUGUGUUGAAAUACAUUCCUUAUUUGAUUCAUUUCCGCAGUUGCGUGUGAUUUUAGGUGACAUGGUAGGACCGCUCACAUCUCUGAUCACCGGUGUGCUGGGUUUGGUCUAUUGUUGGGUUUCUAGUUUCAUAGUGCAAUAUUAAUGCAACAGAGUUGGAAAAGUCACUCUGCAAAACUCACCCCAGCCUUUUUGUUUUUUUGCUGUGCAUCUUCUGUGCCAGUGCCAUGUGGGACCAUUUAAAUUGCUUGGCCAUACAUUUUUACUUUAGUAAAGGGUUGAUGUGAGUUUCAUGUGUGUUUAAUGCUCUCAGAUUUUCUUUCCUUUUUAGUUUUGUCUUGUUUAUUGCAGAAAGAGCCACAAAAACUACUGGACCAACUCUUUAGAAACGGUUUUCAUGGAACAUUUCCAUUUCUUUCCCACCAAGGAUUUCGGGUUUAGGCUCAGAGCAACACCAAGGGAUCAAAAAUUGAGCUUGGCCUGACAUUAUAUAUAAAAAAAACCAACAAAAAAAAAAGUUGAAUCAUGUUCACUUUUUCAGCCUUUGGCCUUCUUCAGGUGAAGGUGCUUUUUCCACUCCCCUCCAAAGGUGACGAAAGGGGUUGUAAAGAUUGGGAGAGAGGCGGGGCUUUACAUUCCACUGCCAAAAAGGGAGAGUAACGGGCCAAUAGGGAGGGAGAGUGGGGCUGAACGAGCCUUAGGUGUCAUCUGAGCGUCUCGUAGGUUAUUCUCUGCAACGAAUACCCUGAAACCAAUAGAGUUAAAUAAGCCAAGAACCUUUUUAACUGGAACAUUAAUUGUGACGUUAAAGAUGUAAACAUUUUGCUAUCAAGUUUCAUUGUAAUAAUGACACAAUCAAUUCUUUUUUUUUUAAAUAAAGUACCAUAAUACCAA
Messenger RNA from Electrophorus electricus (electric eel), 2568 nucleotides. RefSeq lists its product as uncharacterized. The record is from RefSeq and is a predicted model, not a curated record. Lineage: Eukaryota; Metazoa; Chordata; Actinopteri; Gymnotiformes; Gymnotidae.